Molecule: messenger RNA, 4929 nt
Organism: Necator americanus (New World hookworm)
Lineage: Eukaryota; Metazoa; Nematoda; Chromadorea; Rhabditida; Ancylostomatidae
Exons: 42
Coding region: 1-4929 (1642 amino acids)
Molecular function (GO): TBP-class protein binding; ATP-dependent chromatin remodeler activity; ATP binding
Source: RefSeq, a predicted model, not a curated record
AUGGGAGACUCACGCCUCAAUCAUUUGGGCAGCGUGUUGGAGUCGAAAAACAGUACCCUACGCAGAGAAGCGGCACUAGCAUUUGGCAAAUACUGUCUUUCCGAUUGCAAAGUUACAGAGGUUCUAUUUAAAUAUAUUUGCUCGCCAUCAUGGGAUGCUCGUGUGGCUGCUGCGGAUGCAUUACAUGCUUUGCUUCGAAAUAUGAGCAGUUUUAAUGGAAAAAUUGAGGAGGUUCCCGUUCUCGUCAGUCUCAAAGAAAUCAACGCUGAAUAUGUGCUGAAAACAUUCAAACCUUUGUUAAGUGAUGAUGGUACAGCGUUAAAUGCCGGAGCAAAAGUGAAUGUACACCAACAACGUCUAGUUCUUGAUCAACAUCUGGACAUGAGCGCUUCUAUCGGUAUAACUUCGGCAGGCUUUUUAAAUGACGUUGAUGUAUUACCGCAAAGCACUAGCAAUUCUCCUCGUCAAGAGCCAGAAGAGCUUCUCACUGCGGACUGCUCAAAGCUGAAAACCGAGGUGAAAGCCGAAGAUUUUGAGAGUGGCGCAGGUGAUAGGGUGGAGUGUGCAUCGCAAAAUGCUUUUCUACAGUUCUAUUGCAGAUUGCUUCCCCUAUUAGCUGAUCAACGAUGGCAGUUCAGACAUGGAGCUGCUAUUGCAAUGGCUAGAAUUUUGUCUACCUCUUACUAUAGAAUACCUCUCCCCUUCGUCGAUUCAUGUGCUUUACAAUUGCUUCAUGUUUUAAUCCUUGAUCAGUUCAACGACUUUGUCUCAGGUCGUAGCGCCACUGCACCUGUACGUGAAACCUGUGCACAGGCUCUAGGUCAUUUUCUACAUAAAACGGACUCUCUUCGACAAACGGUGGUUCUUGGUCAUCUUCGUCAUCUUUUAUCAAUGCAUGGAGAACGGAAAUGGCACUGUCGACAGAGUGCUUUGCUUGUCUUCAAAUAUUUCUUUGCUGUUGCAUCCUCUUCUGAAGCUUUCAACGAUUGCUUUAAGCUAGUGGUUUCUUGUUUAAAUGACCCCGUUGAUGAUGUCGUGUCUUGCGCUGUCACAACGCUAUCAUCUUUGCUUUCCAAUCCAUCAGUGGAUAGUAAGCGGUCAGAUCUUAUCCAACAAGUGAUGUCGAAUGUGUGGCAGUUGCUUGAACAAGAAUCGAAGAAAGAGCAGCUUCGUACUGGUUUGGAUGCUCUUGCGGUAGAUCUGAUUAGUAUUGUGGAAACGUGGUUGCGAUUGCAAGAGACGUCUGUUUUGACUAGGGAACAAAUUAUGACUAUUGUUAGUAUGGUGGAUGAGCAGUUUCAAUCGAGAUCCCAGAAAAUUAUUACCCUACUUUUUACAGCUUUCAAACGAGAUGAAGGAGUUUUGAAUGGAACGGACAUUCUUACCAUUCUGAAACUCUUCUAUCGUAUAUUACUGUUUACUGCACCAGCAUCAGAUAUGAUAUUAUUGGAAAAUGUGUAUAUUACGUCAAAGACACUACUAGAGAAAUAUGGGUCGGAACUUAUACAGUCAAAAGCUUUAUUAGAUAAAAUAGGACCAUGGGCGGGUUGUUUGCUUCUUGAUCAUAGAAGCGCUGUAAUAGAUGUAUUUACAUAUUGUGUCGACAUCGCGACAAGCUCACGAGAUGAUCCUUUGGUUAGGAUGGCAAGUGAAGAAGUGCGGUGUCUAUCGGAUAAAGAAAAAGAUGAUGUGUAUAUAACUCGGAAGAUUAUUGCUGCAAAAUUUCUAGCUGCUAUUAUUCAAUUACAUUAUGAGAGUAGGAUUGAUCUUGAAGGACAACCAGUAACUGAUGCAAUUCAGCUGUUGUUUGCCCCAUUUCUGAGCUCAAAUCUCUUGUAUCAAAAUCUUGGUGCCGCUGUAAUAUUGAAUGAAUGGGCUGCUGUUUACAGAGAGUCCAUGAAUAGAGGUGUCCAGCUGGAUCCUCCCGUAACUCUACUUCAAAUUUGUGAUGCCUUCCUUAGGGCACCGGCGAAGAGCUACGAUGAACUGACUUCAGCAGUUAAUCAUCUUACAAUGGACUGCAAAGAGUUCGUCGACUAUUGUGUCUCAAGAGGAGUUGACAGGAGUAAGCUGAGCUUGGAAGAGUCUGUUUCUGUUGAGGAAAUUAGCAAGGUGGCGUAUGAUUUGUGCUUACGCGGUUUAACAGCUCCUAAUCAUAUCGAAUCCCUCAAUACACGAUACACUGUCCUGACUGAUUCGAUAGAAUUCACCAAGAUGGCGGUUAAGACGAACACAACAAGAGUGUUGGCAUUUCUAUCAUCAGCCUUGUUUUAUUUUGGAUUUGCUCCUGAAAAACUCACACCAAUGGUGCGACCACUCGUAGAAUGCAUGCAAAACGAACGGAAUUCAACUGUGUCCGCUGAGGUUUUUCGAGGAGCUGUGACGUUAAUGAUCGCCUAUAGUUGGCCAAGAACGCCACGGCCUUAUGUGAAAGUUCUUGCUCGUGCUAUGGAUAUGUUCUCAAGUUGUUCCAAUCGCAUUCCUAAACCGGAAGAUUGGGGAGCUAAGGAUCAACAACAUCUGAUCCUGUCUCUACAGUGGACAGACCCGGAAAAACGUGUUUUUUCUUCUCCAAGCGCAAACGCAGAGCUGAUGUUUCUUGUAUGUUCAACAUUCGCGGUCGAUCAAUUACCAGAGUUUUACGAGCAUUUUGCCUUGGACAAUUGCACGAAUCAACAGGUAUUAUUGUCGCGAAUGGCGUUGCACGAUUGUCUGUGGUCAAGAGUAGGGUCUACACUGUCGGACGCUUCCACUUCACUUAUACUGGAGCUUCUGGCUAGCCCAAACCCUGCCCUUAGGUUUGCUGCAGCUAAAUCUGUGGAAACUUUUGCUCGCUCUCGUCUUGGUGAUACCAUUUCACGAACAUAUCACCAAUUGUCCUCGAUGCUUUCCAAUGUUUCGAAUCCAAAUGAGAGGAAAGGUGCCAUUGAAGCUAUGUUAAGGUUGUCCUUCAUCGAUUCUGCUCUCAAUGGUGCUGUUUCCUUGCUAGCUCCUUUGGUGUUCGUACGAAUGACUGACAAAUUAGAAGAGAUCCGAGAAGCGGCUGGAGAAGCAUUUCGUAACAUGGUUCCACUGUUAGCGUUGGAGGAUGUCACCGUGCCGGUGCCGGGACUAAACGAAGAGUUGUCAGCAAAACGCACAGAAAGUGCAGAGUUUGUGAAUGUUCUGUCUGCACCGAAUAAAUUGGCUCUCGUUGAGACAUCCACAAUUCGUGGACUUUGCAAAACGAUUCAACUGAGGCACUAUCAGGCGGAAGGAAUAACAUGGAUGCGUUUCAUGCGAAAAUUUGGUCUUAACGGAAUCCUUGCCGAUGAUAUGGGUCUUGGAAAAACUUUGCAAACCUUAUGUGCUCUCGCUUUAUCGAUCGAUAACGAUGCUCAACUAACUAGUCGAUGUUCAUUGAUUGUAUGUCCACGGACAUUGGUUGACCAUUGGUGUAACGAAUGGCGUCGCUUUUUCCCUGGCAGAACGCCAGCACGUCACGUCGAAGGAGCGCCAACGAAGUGGAAAUCUGCAGAGAUUGUGGUUGCAGCAUAUGAGGACCUUAAAGGGAAUUCCUCAUUAGGCCGUGUUGCAUGGAACUAUGUUGUAUUGGACGAGGGUCAUGUCCUAAGAAAUCCCAAAACUGCGAUAUGGCGAGCGGCAAACGAGCUGAACUGCACUAGUCGGCUGAUUUUGUCCGGCACACCGGUUCAAAACAGCCCAGCUGAUCUAUGGGCUUUGUUCACUUGGUUGAUGCCCGGUUAUCUUGGGGAUGAAAGGCAUUUCCGUGCGCAAUUCCUACGGAAGAUUCUCAGGUGUCGAAGUCAUAAAGCAACAGAAAAGGAUAUACAAGACGGAUCUGAGGCAGUAUCUCAUCUUCAUCGUUUAAUUCUUCCGUUUAUAAUGAGGCGAUUGAAGUCGGAGGUUCUACGAGAGUUGCCCGAUAAGAAUGUGCAAGACUACGAAUGUCAGCUAAGCGAUGAACAAAAGACCAUAUACAAGUUUAUUGUUGACAGGUGUACCGCUAACCGUACUCAGUUGGCUGCACGACGUGGUAUCUCUCCUCUACAUGCACUUACUGCAUUACGACAGUUAGUAGAUCAUCCGCUUCUCAUCGAAGACGUUCUCACGAAAUUAGGUGCUCCGGAAGAGAUUAAGAAGCUGCUACCAUCGGCUUCAUCUGGCAAAAUGGCUGCUCUAGGACAGUUAUUGAAUGAAUGUGGCAUCGGAUUAGUUGUGGAGAAAGAAGAUCCGGAAGACGAAGAUCCACUAUCAGCGAUACCAGUGGAAAUGCCACAUCGUGCGCUGAUAUUUUGUCAAUGGAAGUCAUCUGUACAGUUGGUUUCAAGUGCACUGACGAGAGGAGAUUUUGGCGCACCGAUAUCUCAUCUCGUUCUCGAUGGAUCCGUUGCACCCUCGGAUCGCCAGUCAGUGGUUGAUCGAUUCAAUACCGAUCAUCUGAUCGAUGUACUUGUGCUUACAACACAUAUUGGUGGAGUUGGUUUGAAUCUUACGGGUGCUGAUGUAGUGAUUUUCCUUGAUCAUGACUGGAAUCCUAUGAAAGACCUGCAAGCUAUAGACAGAGCGCACCGUAUUGGUCAGACAAGAAAAGUGAACGUUUACCGACUAAUCACUCAGGGUACAAUUGAGGACAAAGUCAUGAGCUUGCAUAAGUUCAAGCAGGACACGGCAGAUGCAUUGAUUGGAGCUGAUAAUCGAUCACUGCAAACGAUGGCUACGGAUGAACUAAUGAAUAUGUUCAUAUUAGACGGUGAACAACCAUCAAAAGAGAAUGGAGGUCCUGAAGCGAAGAAAAAACGCAAAACUGCAACUGUAACAUCGGACGUAUCAUCGGUGGAGGAUCGCUGGAAUUUGGCGGAAUUAUGGGAUGAAAGCCAAUAUGAGCAACAGUUUGAUGUGUCUCAAUUUAUUAAGGAUGCUGUGUAG